Linum tenue is the source of this 750-nucleotide messenger RNA. NCBI's taxonomy places the organism in Eukaryota, Viridiplantae, Streptophyta, Magnoliopsida, Malpighiales, Linaceae. The record is from the annotation of a GenBank genome assembly.
AUGCCAAAUGAUGAAAUUCUGAAAACUGUUUUCGCUCUACUGGAUGGCAUAGACCUUGCUUCUUGUAUGGCCGUAAGCAAACAAUGGAGAGAUAUGGCCAAGGAUGAUUAUUUCUGGAAAUGCCAGUGUGCAAAGAGAUGGCCAUCGAUUUGCAAAAGACCUAACCUUUCAACUAUGUCCUACUACAAGCUCUAUCAGAGCUUCUACAAAAGGCAGAAUCAUCAGAUCUUGCAUCCGCCGAGACUUUGCUUUGAUACUUUGGAAUUUUAUAUCGACAUAUGGGCUGGAGACAAGUUGAUUUAUUCAGACGUAGUGCAUGGUCCUGUUUUCGACGCUGGAAUCAAACUCCCUCCCCAUAGAAUCUCCAGCGUCCUUGGAUAUCACCUGCAGGCUACAGAGUACAAGAUGAUGCUGGCGGUUGAGCCAACCUUCAAACUGCCAUUGAGUCAGCCUGUUAGUGUUUCAGUGCUCGUGGGGCGCAAGGACACCAACAAGCUUGCCCGCAUCAUUCACAAAGCUAUGUUUGAUUAUAUUGAUCGGUCUUCUUAUAGAGCAAUGGCAUUCGACGUCAUUGACAUUUCCCCCACGUAUCGUUUCUUGCCAAACAUCCGGGGAUGGAUCUCGCUGCUUUUCAUGGAAGGUGGAGAUGAGUGUGAAAUUGAUGUUUUUGGCAUUCAGAUGGAUUUCAACGAUGUUGCCAACUCUAAGGACGAGGUAUUGUGGCUAUUGGACAUGCUUGAUUGGAAAUGA